Messenger RNA from Pochonia chlamydosporia 170, 2202 nucleotides. Its product is annotated as P-loop containing nucleoside triphosphate hydrolase. The transcript has 2 exons. Lineage: Eukaryota; Fungi; Ascomycota; Sordariomycetes; Hypocreales; Clavicipitaceae. Gene Ontology annotation, molecular function: GTP binding; GTPase activity; microtubule binding. Gene Ontology annotation, cellular component: membrane; cytoplasm; microtubule. The record is from RefSeq and is a predicted model, not a curated record. Bases 1 to 2202 code for a protein of 733 amino acids.
AUGGAUAGUGUCCCAAGCCAUAAUGGGCUUAAUGGAACUCAGCGAACGGGUCCAGGCAGCUUAUUUUCCACAGAGGAUUCGGAGUACACCGGGUUCCUGGACGCUCUCCAACGGCUUCGUGAACUGAACAUUCACCACGUACAUGACCUUCCUCAGAUUAUAGUUUGUGGGGAGACGUCUGUCGGCAAAAGUUCUGUUCUAGAAGCAAUCAUUCAAGUGCCAUUCCGCCGAAGACAUGGAAUUUGCACGAGGUACGUCACGCAAGUGACAAUUCAGCCGAAAUCGCCCAAGUCCAUCACCUUUCGCAUCGAGCCCGACGCCACUCGACCGGAGCAUGAGAUCGCUAGUUUGAAAGCCUUCCCGCAGUUUGGUGACGGACCGAAUUCUGCCGACGACAUCGUCCAAAUGAUGGAGAUGGCGGACCGGGAAAUAUUCUCCGGUAGCCGAGAGAGAAGCGAUAUUGCAAAUGAUGUGUUGGUUAUUGAUAUUUGGGCGGAAACAGGGACACACCUCACGCUUUUUGACCUGCCUGGACUCAUAGCCAAUGACGAAUCGGGUGCUAUCGAGGCAACCGAGCACUUGGUCUCCAACUACAUGGCCAUGAAGCAGUCUAUCAUCCUCGCCGUGGUGUCGGCCACGCAGCACGUUAUAAAUGCCAAAAUUCUGCAGCGGGUCAGAGAGCACGAUCCAGACUGGGAGCGCACACUUGGGGUUUUAACAAGACCAGAUGUUGCCGAAAACACGGGCAAGCACGACUGGAUCAAGGUUAUACAGGGGACCCAUGAGAUAUUUCAAUUCUCUGGUAGAUGGCAUGUCAUUCGAAAUCGGACAACAGAAGAACUCGACAAUAAUACAUUAAUGAACGAGCGCGACAGACUGGAAAACGAGUUAUUAUUCCAACCACCAUGGAACACGGUGGAUGCGGAGUUUUUGGGUAUUCAAAGGCUCCGCGAUCGACUCCGCUCAAAGCUGUGGAUGGCAACAAAAAGAGAGCUACCUCACCUUCGGGACAAGCUCAAGACCAAAUUAGUUGAAGUGACAGAAGACCUCCACGAUUUACUUGGGAAUCAGUUCGAAGAUGACGAUUUAAUGCGUGUCUUCCGAUCAGCGGCGAUGCGGUUGCAGAAUGUCACCCGUGAUCUUGAACGUGGCAUUUACAAGAGCAACAUUCCGGGCUUUGCCCUCAACCCAGCCAUUCCCUUACGAGCCCGCAUUGCUGAGCUGGACGACAUCUUCUGCGAUAACAUGCGCAAGCGUGGUCACGCCUGGAGGACACCGAGUGAACUCUUGCCUGCCGACUCAUCGGAAGGCGAUCCAGUCUUGGCUCCUGGGCCGAUCACUGCCAAUGCGACGGACAGUGGGGGGUUGCCAGAGCCAAGGGACGUCAAAGACCUUGAGACGGAAAUUUCAAAUGUCGUUAGGAUGUUGCAUGAGACUCGUGGCACUAGUCUGCCGACAUUCUUUGACCCAGAUCGUAUAAACGAACUUUUCUGGAGCAUGUCCGCGCCGUGGAAUAAGAUAGCUCACGCUCACACUAUGAACGUAUAUCGGUGUUGCAUGGAAUAUUUCAAAGCCGUCACCCCGAUUGCAUUUGCACCCAGUCAUGAUCGACUCAAGACCGAGGGGUUCAGAAAUUCUACCAAGGUAGCAAAGAGGUUUGUUAGAAUGUACGUCAUUCCGGAGCUAGACAGAUGCCUCGGGGAGGCAGAAGAAGAGCUACAAAGGCUAGAGAAUGACAGGAAAGACUUUACAAAGAAUGGCACUUUGCAGUUUUUGAAGAACCAAAGGCGUCAUCGGCAUGGCCGUGAGUUUCGCCGAGUCAUGCGAGCAAUGAAUGGCGGCCAAGAUUGGACCUCUGGCGACGGUGGUGAAGAUCGCCUAGACCAGACUACGUAUGCGCAACGUGCCCAGAAUUAUACUCCAGCACAGACGGAUGGAGUUGUGGCAGAGGACUUUUUAGCGGCGAUGCUGUCGCACUACGUGAUCGAUCGAGAUGUAUACAUUAUGAACGUCCUGAAGCAAGUUGAAGAGCGCCAUUUCCUACGCCACCUGGCGACGAUUGUUCCACUGCACCUCGACAUCAAUAGGGUCAAAGCAUUCGUCCUGGAGAACCGGAUUAACGAACAGAAGAGGAAACGACUUGAAAGUGAGCUGAAUAAUUAUAAAACUUCUCUGUCACUACUUGAAGAAUUAUUGGAUUAG